UGGGGAGGAUCGAAAAGAGUGAAUCAUAUUGGAUUAAUUGGAAUAAUAAAAACAUAUUAAUCAAAUUCUACUAGUUUGAAUUGAACGUAUUCCGUUAUUAUGCAAGAGCCAAUGCUUAAAUGUUUGCAUGAGAAUCAUUACUUCAAAUAAAUAAUUGGUGUUUGUGUUAAUUCAAAUUGCCAAAAAAUCAGACCAUAUUGUCAAACAUCUCCAUGAUCUUCAAGAUUUUACAGACUUUUACGAUUAUGUGCAAGAAGGCUUGAAUACCUACAAUAAAAUGCAAAACCUAGCAGAGGAAUUACAAUCCAUAGCCAAACUGAUUACCAUCAUUAUAAAUUAAUUAACUUUCAACCCAAAGAUCAAUCUUAAAGAUAUGUCCAUAAUCGCAAUUAACAAUCUGAUAAAUAAAAUCAUAAAGGUGAAGGAAGUGGAGAAAACCCUCAAAAACAAUUUAGAAUUGGCAGUGAUACCACUGCAAAAAAUCAAAUAGGACUUUAAGGAAUUAUUACAGAAAAAUAGUGAGCAAUAAUUGAUCAGAGAGGAGGAGCCUCUGAAGAAGACUGCAGUGAAGUCUAAGAAGCAGAAGAAGGCAGGGAAGGAAUCCUCAAAAGGGUUAUAAGUGGUUUAAAAUUAAAAAUAGACAAAAUUGGAGGAAUUUAAACAUCAAGUUGUUUGUAUUAAACCUAGUAAAUUGAAGGAUGAAAAGAAGUAAUAAUAACAAUAAUAGAUUAUCCACAAUCAAGGGAAAUAUCAAUUCUCAAAUAUUUACAAAAAUAGAGCUAUUAAUGUCAUUUAGCCAGAGAAUUCAGCUGAGGGUUUUGGAUUUUGUGUAUGUGAUUAGGCAAUUUCUAAAAGUGGAACCACUAUCAUCGCAUUUCGAAUAGUAAAGUGCGAUUGGAGAAUUCACAUCGGAGUGUGUUAUAGGGACAUGCUGAUCGAAUCAAAAUAUGAUCCCAAUUUGGCAAAUGUUGGUCAUGGCACUUAUCUGAUCAAUAAUUAGGGAGAUGUCUUCUCAACGAUCGAGACUGAAAUGAAUGACAAAUCGCUAUCAUUUAAGUUUUACAAUAAAAACAUCAUUACAAUAGAGAUUGAUUUUGUAUAGUCGCAAAUAACUUGGAUCAAAAAACAACCCAAGGAAACCUUUACUCUUAAAUUUGACACUCAGAAGGAACUCUACCCGUGUGUCAAACUCUGGGGCUCUUCCAAAGUAGAAUUACUCAAUCCAAUAAUUCUGCAAUGAAUAAUAUUAAAUU
Molecule: messenger RNA, 1253 nt
Organism: Paramecium tetraurelia
Lineage: Eukaryota; Ciliophora; Oligohymenophorea; Peniculida; Parameciidae
Exons: 7
Source: RefSeq, a predicted model, not a curated record